Molecule: messenger RNA, 1665 nt
Organism: Coffea arabica (coffee)
Lineage: Eukaryota; Viridiplantae; Streptophyta; Magnoliopsida; Gentianales; Rubiaceae
Molecular function (GO): protein dimerization activity
Source: RefSeq, a predicted model, not a curated record
AUGGCCAACAGGACAAUUGAUUCUUUUUUCAAGAAAAGACGUCUAGAACCAAGUGGAAGUGGUGAAACUCCUUGUCCUCUUCGUGAUUCUUCUCCUAAGCAUCAAACAAAGAAAUUUUGUAGAGCUGAAUCAUUAGAGUUUGAUAUUUCAUCCAUAGAAUGUGAUCCUGGAAAGCAAAAAUCCAUUUGGGAAUAUCUAAAGCAUCAAAGGGAUGAGGUACGGAGAGCAUAUAUUAAGUUUGGGCUAUACCAACCCGAGCUUCCGAUUGAAUCAAUGGUUGUUGACAAGAAGGGCCGACGUUUCCUUUUCUCUUGGUAUAAAUUGUUUCCAGAUUGGUUGGAAUUUUCUCCAACAAAGAAUGCUGCCUUUUGUCUUCCUUGCUCACUUUUUUCCAAGCCAACAGACCAUUUUGGAUCAAUGGCCUUCACAACUAGUGGAUUUAGAUCAUGGAAGAAGGUUGCAAAAAAUCGGUUGCAACUUCAAGUUUCCAUAGAUGCUGCAAAAUGGUGUGCAUUUCAAGCGGUGGCUUUUAGGGGUCAUGAUGAAAGUUUAGAUUCUAACAAUCGAGUGGCUGCUGUGGUCCUUGAUAAUGCUCCUCGAAAUGCAUCUUAUACUUCUCCUACGAUCCAAAAGGAGAUAUUGUCCAUUUGGUCAAGCAAGAUACAAAAGUAUAUUCGAGAGGAGAUUAGUGAUUCAAAAUUUUCUAUACUUGUUGAUGAGGCUCAAGAUAGAUCAAAAAGAGAGCAAAUGGCUAUUGUUCUUAGAUUUGUGGACAAGCAAGGCUAUAUUCGAGAGAGAUUUUUUGACAUUGUUCAUGCGCACGAAACCAAUUCCUUGACUUUGAAGAAGGAGAUAUGUGAUGUACUUUCUCGCCAUAAUCUUAGUGUGCAAAACAUUCGUGGCCAAGGAUAUGAUGGAGCUAGUAACAUGCAUGGAGAAUGGAAUGGACUGCAAGCAUUAUUUAUUCAGGAGUGCCCCUAUGCAUAUUAUAUUCACUGUUUUGCUCAUCGACUGCAAUUAACAUUGGUAGCAACAUCUCAAGAGGUCGAGGAAGAAUUCGAAAACAAAAUGAUCCAAUUACACUACAGGAUUGAUGUGUUUUUGGCAACGGUUGAUUCUCAAAUACUUGAAAUGAAGAAUAGGUUUAAGGAAGAUGUAAUAGAGUUGCUUAUUCUUAGUUCAGCAUUGUACCCCAAAGAUAAUUUUCAGGCUUUCAAUAUUGAACGAAUUUGUCAACUUGCAAACAAGUUUUAUUCAGCUAACUUCACAAAUCAAGAGAAGUUACACUUAAGAACUCAAUUAGAGCUUUUCCAGAUUGAGUUUUCCUGUAAUUCUCAGCUUCAAAAUUUGUCAUCACUUCAGGAGUUGUGCCAAGUGUUAGCAAAGACAAGAAAGUCAAUGUGCUAUACUCUUAUUGAUAGGUUGAUUCGUCUUAUUUUGACUCUUCCUGUUUCAACAGCUACAACAGAGCGUGCAUUUUCUGCUAUGAAAAUGAUCAAGACUUGUUUGCAUUCUAGGAUGGAGGAAGACUUUCUUGCUAACUCUAUGAUAAUGUAUAUUGAGAAAGAAAUUGCUAGAACUUUUGAUAUAAAUUCAAUCAUUGAUGACUUUGAUAAAAUUAAAAGUCGCCGUGCACAAUUUCAUAUGUCCCACACAGUCAAAUAG